AGCAGCGGGAGGGGAGGAGGAGGAGCCGAGGCCCCCGUGACGGCCCAGGCACAGCUGCGGAGGAAGAGCCGCACGGAUCAAUCUCCUCCUGCCCGCCCUUUCCGCGCCUCGUGACUGUCCGUCCCCCCGCCCCGGAGCGCUCCCCUGCAGCCGGGCUGGAACAUGUCCAAGAAAGGAGGGAAACAAACCGAAAAAGGAAGGAAAGUACAUGUACCAUGUAAACGAGCAAAGGUGGAAGCAUCUUGCCCUUCUUCACCUAUGAACUAUGACAGCCCAGACAGUGUCUUUGAAAGUUUGAUCUUUCCCAUCGAACAAGAGACGUUCUUCAAGGAGUACUGGGAACAAAAGCCACUGCUUAUUCAGAGAGAUGACCCUUCAGUGGCUGCUUACUACCAGUCUCUCUUCCAGUUAAUGGAUUUGAAGGAGCUGUCCAGCCAGGGUUUAUACUAUGGAAGAGAUGUUAAUAUCUGCAGGUGUGUGAAUGGAAAAAAGAAGGUUUUAAAUAAAGAUGGCAAAGUGAACUAUAUGCAGCUGAAGAGAGACUUUGAUCAGAAAAAAGCAACGAUACAGUUUCACCAGCCUCAGAGAUUUAAGGAUGAGUUGUGGAGGAUCCAGGAGAAGCUGGAAUGCUACUUUGGCUCUUUGGUUGGCUCCAAUGUUUACAUUACUCCUCCAGGGUCCCAGGGUCUGCCUCCCCACUACGAUGAUGUUGAGGUGUUUAUUCUUCAACUGGAAGGAGAGAAACACUGGCGUCUCUACAAACCUACUGUGCAUUUAGCUCGAGAGUAUAAUGUUGAAUCAGAGGAUCGGAUUGGGAAUCCAAUACAUGAAUUCAUAUUAAAGCCAGGAGAUUUGUUAUACUUUCCAAGAGGAACUAUCCACCAAGCUGACACUCCUCCGGGGGGAUUGUAUUCUACUCACGUGACCAUCAGCACCUACCAAAACAAUUCUUGGGGAGAUUUCUUGUUAGAUGCGAUUCCUGGGCUUGUGUUUGAUACAGCGAAGGAAGAUGUGGCUCUACGGACAAGUAUACCAAGGCAACUACUGAUGCAGGUGGAUAUAGCUGACUCAACAAGGAGAUUAAGCAGCUUUCUGAGAAGUCUUGCAGACCGGCUGGAAAACACCAAAGAACUGAGAUCCUCGGACAUGAAGAAGGAUUUCAUCAUGAACCGAUUACCGCCUUUCUUGGGGAACAGCUCUGAUCUCUUGGCUCCAGGUGGAAAAUUACCAAAAUUAGACAGCAAAAUCAGAUUGCGGUUUAAAGAUCAUGCCAUGAUUACAGUGGAACCUGAUCAAGAAAAUUCUGAUGAGCUUCGCAAAGAGAUGGUUUAUGUCUAUCACUCUUUAAAAAACAGGAGAGAGAGGCACAUGAUGGGGAAUGAGGAUGAUGACACUAGUGAAGAAGGGAUAUCUGAGACUCAUGGAUUACGUUUUCCUCUAUCUCACAUGGAUGCAUUGAAGCAAAUCUGGAGAAGUGCUACUGUCGCUGUUAAGGAACUGAGCCUUAAAUCAGAUGCAGAGAAAGAGAACCUUGUGUUAUCACUCUGGGCUGAAUGUCUCAUCGAGGUAAUCUGAGUCUUUAAAAAAUCAGCCAUGUUCCUGGACCCUGACAUUUCAGCCUUGGAGUAUGUACUGACAAAGGACCAUCUGAGUCCUCCUCUUCUAUGGAGCUUCUGCCUUGUAUUGACAGCAAAGUAAUAAAUGGCAAAUAGUACAAUGUA
Chrysemys picta bellii (western painted turtle) is the source of this 1721-nucleotide messenger RNA. RefSeq names its product ribosomal oxygenase 2 (gene RIOX2). Gene Ontology annotation, molecular function: histone H3K4 demethylase activity; histone H3K36 demethylase activity. The record is from RefSeq and is a predicted model, not a curated record. NCBI's taxonomy places the organism in Eukaryota, Metazoa, Chordata, Testudines, Emydidae. Gene Ontology annotation, cellular component: nucleolus.